This is a messenger RNA of Acanthisitta chloris (rifleman), 14028 nucleotides long. RefSeq names its product golgin subfamily B member 1-like. The annotation marks the transcript as partial. The transcript has 27 exons. NCBI's taxonomy places the organism in Eukaryota, Metazoa, Chordata, Aves, Passeriformes, Acanthisittidae. The record is from RefSeq and is a predicted model, not a curated record. Gene Ontology annotation, cellular component: Golgi apparatus.
GCUGCAGCCUCCCAGGAUGCAGGAAGCAUGUCUGUGACAGAUCUGACUGAACAGCUGACAAGCACUGAGCAGCUGGUGGCACAGCUAAAGGAGCUUGUCAGGGAGAAGGAUGCUGAGCUUCGGAAUAAAGACCUUCAGUUAAAGGAGGAGAAGGAAUCUGCUGAUGCCAGACUUUCCAAGUUGAAGCUGCAGAACAAAGCCAAGGUUGCAUCACUAACCUCACAGCUGGAAGAACUUAAGAAACAGUUACCGGUAUCAGGAGGCUUAGAAGCCAAAGCAGAACCAAAAAAGGCAUCAAAAGAUGGUGACCAGGAAAAUGCUGCAGCAAAUCGUGGGAAAAUCUUAGUGCUGAGAAGAAGAAUUGAAGAACUAGAAUCCCAAAUCACCCAAAAAAAUGAAGAGUUACAAAAAAAGAGUGUUGAGCUGGAGGCCCAGCGCUGCCGUGGGGCUGAAAUGGAUUCCAUGCUGGCAGAGAGGGAGAAGAAGAUAGCAGAAAGGGAUGCUUACAUCACAGAUUUGCAGGUGGCCUGUGGCUCCAGUGGUGCUGCCAAUGAAGUGCUCCUGCCCAAUGAAGAACUCAAGAAUCAGCUGGCAGCCAAAGAGUCAUCCCUGCAGAGCAUGGAGAUUCUGGUUCAGAAUCUUACCAAGAAGGUUGGAGACAGUGAAGAAAAAUGUAGCUUGUUCCAGGAACAGAUUGAGAGUCUUAAAAACAUUCAAAACAAGGAAAGAGAGCGUUUCCAAGGAAAAGAAGCCACAUAUAUGGAAAAUGUACGUGUGUUUCAAAAUAUUAUCCAGGAAAAGGAAAAGGAACUGGAAGCACAGAGAGAGAAGCAUGAGCAGGAGCUCUUUAGAUUAGCUGCUAAAUCUGAUGCAAGUGCUGACCUGGAACAGCUGCUAAAGGCUUUGAAACAGAAGCUCCAUGAAAAGGAAGAAGUCAUGCUGGGAAGGACACAGGUGAUAGAUGUCUUGCAAAAAGAGCUGGAUGCCAAGGAUCAGCAAUUGGAAGAGAUUAACGAAAACCUGAAACGUGUUCUGUCUGAAAAAGAAAACCUCCAGUCUAAACUGGAUGCUGAGAAACAUGUAAUGAGAGCCCAGUUAAAAGACAUGAUGGAGAAACAUGAGCUUGAAAUGACAAAAGUUAAGGAGAAAUAUAAUGCUGAACUGCAGGAAAUUCAAGAGAAACAUGAAACUGAGCUGCAAGAGAAAGAUCAGGCCAUGGUUCGGCUUCGGAAACAAGUGGCAGAAUUGAGAGACAGUGCACAAACUAACUCCACAGAGGUUAAAGAUGUGGAUUCUCUAAUCAAAGAGAAGAUGGAGGAUUUGGAAGUGAAGCUGAAGACAGAAGAGUUUUCCUCAAAGAACAAUGAUGUAUCUGCCUUAAACAGUCGUGUCUCGGAAUUAGAAGUUGAAAAUGAAGAACUACAGUCAAAACUGCAAUCAUUACAUGAAACCAGAACUCAGAAUGAAGAACUGCUGAAAAAGCUGGAGCUGUAUGAAGAGCAGCAGAGGAAGCUGCAGGCUGAUCUUGACCAAGUUACAAAGAGAGCAGCUUCACAGGCCAGUGAAUCAGGUAGUGUGGAUGAAUUGCAGAGUCAGCUCCUGGAAUGGCAGGAAAAUGUCCCAGAGUCAGAGGAAUCCCGUGACCAAGUCAGAGAAGAGAAAUCUGCCAUGGCCUUGAGAAUGGCUCAGAUUGAGGAGGAGAGAGAAGCCAUAGUCUCAGGGCAACAGGAGCUGGAGGAGGAACUGGCCACAGUUCAAGGAAUGGGCAGGCUGCAGCAGGCAAGAAGAAAAGGCAAUCAGACCAGCAGGAAGCUUCAGGAUGAAUACAACUUUGAUGGAAAACAAAGCUUUCAAGAGCUGAAUGUCACCUUGGAUAGCACUGAUUCAGCUGAAGGAGAAAACAUGGGAGGUUUACGGAGUGUGGUUGAGGAGUUGGAGUUGGAAAGAAAUCAGCUGCAGGAACAAAUACUGUUUCUAGAAGAGCGUUGUCAGGAUUUGGAAGAUAGAUUUCAGCUUCAAGGGAGAAUGGAGACUCUUCAGAAUGAAAACGAACGUUUGCAAACUCAACUCACCCAGUUACGCAACCAACAAACACGAGAUGGGGAAAAACAUCAAAUUCUCAUCUCUGGCUUGAAUGAGCAGCUCAGAGGGUUAAGUGACAGAAAUAGCUUCCUUGAAAAUUCACUUGGAGAAAAAGAGCAAAAACUGUUGAGCACAACGGAAAAACUGGAGCAAAUUGAAACUUUGAGGAAACUGCUUCAAGAGAAGGAUCUUCUGAACAAAGAGCUUGGUGAAAAGUUUGGGCAUACUGAGCAAAAACUGAAUGAAGCCUUAAGGAAAUGCAGUGUGUAUGAAGUGGAGAGCACUGAGCAGAAAACAAUCAUCAGUGACCUAACAGAAAAAGUUGCUGCGCUGAAAGAAAAGACUUUGAAACAAGAUGGUGUGGUGGAGUCAAUGCAGCUGGAUCUGGACCAGACUAAUGAAGAGCUUGACAAACUGAACUCAAGCCAUUUGGAAGAAAGAUCUCAGCUCAUUCAAGAUCUCCAGAAACGGGAAAGAGAAAUUGAUAAUCUCAAAGAAGCACUGGCAGAAAAAGACAGGGAGAUGUCUGUUCUGUCCUUGAAUAUGACAGAAUAUUCUGAACAGGUUCUCAUCCUAAAGCACCAAGUGCAAUGCAAAGAGGAGGAAAUGAGAGGGAUGGAAGAGGCUUUAUCCAAGGCUGAAAGGGAAGCUCAUUUACUGAAGGAAGUGCAAACAGCUGAUAUAAGAGAUGCGAGUGUGAAGAUCUCUGUCCUCUCUGAGCAGAGCAACACAAUGAGACUAGAGCUGGAGAGGGUUAUAGUUGAGAAUGAAGCUAAAACCAAAGAGAAUGAGGAAUUGCUAAAACAAAGCAGUGAGAACAACAAGAUAAUUAAGGACCUUCGUGCUGAAAUCAAGGCCAACAGUGUUGCAUACCACAACAAACUCACAGAGUGUGAGUCCCAAAUUACUCUGCUGAAAGAACAAGUUACUAAAUCAUCUGAAAAACUACAAGAAACUGAGGAUAAACAGAAAAAAGAAACUGAAUAUUUGAAAUCUCAGCUUGAGGAAAACAAUGCUUUAAAGGAAAAGUGGAACAAUUUGCUCAAAGAGAAAGAGAAUAAAGCACAGACACUUGAAAAUGAGUUAAAAUCAAUUAAAGAUUCAUACAACAAACUAGUUUUGGAAAAUGCUAAAAAGGAUGAAGAGUUGACUGAAUUAUCCAGGAAGCUUUUAGAACAUACUGAACAUCAGGAAACAGUUAAAAAAGAAUUGCAAGAGAAACAAGAGCUCAUUGCUUCCUUAGAGCAGAAGCUUGGGGUUUUGGAGCAGCAAAAUGAAGAGACUAAACUUAAAUUAAGUGGAGAUCUGAAAGCCAAAGAAACAUGUUGCAAAGAGCUUAAUAGCCAAUUAAAUGAAAUACAGAAACAAAUUAGCAAACUGGAAAUAGAGACACAGGAGAAAGCUUCAGCUAAUAACCAAUUGCAGGCAGCUCUUGAGGGGAAAGAAGGAAAAUUGGCAGAGCAAACAAAAGCAAAUGAACAUCUGAAACAAAGUAUUGAUGCAAUGGAAAAAGAGAAGGAACAGCUAAUCAGAGAAAAUGAGAAUUUGUCUAAACUCCUGGAUGUAAAAGAGCGUGAACUGUUAAAGAAAACUCAGGCUGUGGCAGAAAUGGAGAAUAAGUUAUCUGUUAGCACUGCUGAGUAUGAAAAAACUCUUUCGGUACUAAAUAGUGAUAAAACCACUCUGGCAAAGGAGAUUGAACAACUUGCAGCAGUUGCUGAGCAAAAAGAAAGUUCAGUUGCAGAACAGCUGCAGGAGAAAACAAAGGAAUGUAAUGUGCUGGCUGAGCAGUUGUCUGAAAGCAAGGAACAGACCCAACAGUUGCAUCAACAAGUGCAAUCACUUCUCAUUCAGCUGAAGGAAACCAGAGAUGAAGAAAUAAAGAAAGAACAAAUGUUAAAUAAUAAAUUAUCUGAAUGCAGUGACCUAAUCCAAGAGCUCAGCCAUAGCAAGGAAAAGAAUUUACUCCUGCAGGAACAAAUUCAAAGCAUAACUUUGGAUUUUGAAAGUGCAAACAGGUCUCUGGAAGAGAAGAACCUUCACAAUGAUUCAUUACGUGAGGAAAUGGAAGAGACUAAGCUUUGUGUUGUAGAGCUGCAGGGUGAAAUUAAAAAUCUUAAAGAUGAAAAAACUAAGUUAGCUCAGUUGGUAGAAGAAAGAGACCUGGCUGUGAAAAGUCAGAGCUCAGAACUUGAGGAGUUACAGAGGCAAGUGUCUGAAAAACUGGAGGAAAGUACAGUGUUAAAUAAUCAGCUGCAGCUAUUAGGCAAAGAAGCAGAUAUGCUUAGGCAUGAAAAGGAGGACUUUGCAAGCUCAUUGAGUGAGAAGUCACGUGAAUGUGAGUCUCUUCAGUCUGAAAUCACUUCAGCAAGGCACCAAGCACAAACAGCAGCUCUGGAGAACGAAAAACUGAAAGCAGAUAUUGAAGCAGUUAAUGUCACAGUAAUGAAAAAGUCAGAUGAAGUAGCUGCUUUAACCUCACACUUGUCUCAACAAAGUCAUAAUAUUUUAGCUCUGAAGGACCAAAUUGAUGGCCUGUUGAUUGAGAAAGAAAACCUGAAAACUGCCUUUGAAGAAAAGGAAACUCUCCUUUCUGAAAAGGAGGCUUUGAUUCAGCAAAUGAAAGACAGUAAAGCUGCAGGAGAAGGGCAAUACGUGCAAAUCAUUUCAGAUCUACAAAAACAAAUCCAAGCCCUGAGGUUUGAAUCCAGCCAGCUCAGACAGGCAAUGCAGGAGAAAGAAACUGAACUUAAGAGGCAAACCCAAGAAUUAAAGUUAUUGAAAGAUAAAUCUGAAGAGUCUGAUGUACUUAGGGUUCAACUGUCUGAGAAUAUGGAGGUUAUUUCUGACCUUCAGUAUCAGCUUAAAAAUGUGACAGAACAAUCAUCCCAGUUGAAUGAAUCAAUUGUGCAGAAAGAAGCAUCUUUAAAACAAAAGGUAGAUGAAUAUAUCAGUCUAAAAGCUCAGCUUUCUGAGGUACAGGAAUCUUCUGGCUUGCAGGAGCAACAGUUACAGCUUUUAGCCUCUGAGGCAGAGCAGUUAAAAGUCCUUGUUUCACAAAAAGAAUUUGCCAUCAACAACAUUUCAGUAUUCAGUGAGAACUUAAAGAUGCAACUUCAAGAGAAAGAGAAGGAAUGUGAUGCCUUAAAGAAACAGGUGGUGGAGCUGGAGGAGGUAAAAGUGAAUUGCCAAAAAGAGCUACAGCAUCAGAAGAAUGUAAUAAUGGAGCUGGGCCAGUCCUUAUUGGAGAAGGAAUCGUCUCUUACGGAAAAUGAAAGUCUCCUCAGAACUCUGAAGGAGAAAGCAAGAAAAGAUGAAGAGAAGGCUAACUUAGUUUCUCAGCUCCAAAGUCAGGUGUGUGAACUAACACAAGAACUACAGAAAUCUAAAGAACUAAUUAAUGAGAAAGAAAAUGCCUUGUUGUCUCUUCAGGAGAAAAUUGAAGCACAGUAUGAGCUGAGGACUGAGUCGAAUGCGGCUCUUGGGAAAAAAGAAGAAGUUAUUGCUGGACUGCUUAAUUCCUUAAAGGAGAAAGAUGCCAGGAUACAGCUGGCAGAGGGCAACAUUAAUGAUCUCUCUAGUGAGGUUGAGGUCCUCAGAGAAAAAUUAGAGCAAAGUGGUACAGCCAUGAGAAACCUUACUGAGGAAUGUCAGGGAAAGGAGGAGAAGCUUGAUGUUAAGCAGAGAGAAAUUGAUUCUUUGACUGUUGAACUUGAAUCCCUUAAAAAUGAACACCAAAAAGCACUGGACCAAAUAAAUACACAGGAGCAAGAGCUGCAGCAAAAAGAACUGUCUGUGGAGUCUCUGAGUGUGAGGUGCACUGAACUGGCAGAGAACAUUGAAAGUUUGAAGUCAGAGUUGAACAACAUAAACUCUAAGUCAUCUCAAGAUUGCCAUGACAAUGCACUUCUAAUCAAUAGUCUGCAGUGCCAGGUAGAGUCUUUAGAGAAAGAAAAAGCUUUGCUACAAGAAGAUGUUGAUAAACUGAUGGCUGAAAACACACAACUUACUGCAUCUCUGAAUGAUCUGCAAAAGAAAUUGGAAGAGCUCCGAGAAAUCCGGGAGAAACUAGAAACCAGUGAGAAUUACUCAAGGAUGCAGAUAGAUGCUGUCAAACUGCAGAUGAAGACUGAAACAGAGAAGUUACAGAUGCAGGUUAGUGUGAAGGGUGAAGAACUUUCUAAAUUAGAACUUAAAUGUGAAACACUAGAACAAAACCUACUUGAGUCAGAAAACAAAUGGGUGACAGAACUUGAUAGGGCAAGUUUGCAAAAUAAUACUCUUACUGAGCAGUUGAGCAGUUUAGAAAAUGAAAUGAAAUCAAAGGAUAGCCAAAUUGAGUCUUUGCAGCAAGAGCUGGAUCUGAUAAAAGAGGAAUUAACUCAAAGCUUGUCUCCAUUACUUAGCAAUAGGCUUUUAUGUAAAGAAAAGGCACAAACUUCUGAGCUGCAGCCAGCUGAUAGUAAAACUCAGUUGGAAAAAUUCUCCACUCUGGUAACUGCUAUUCUGAGCAAAGAAGCAGAAGGAGAACAGUUACAACUGGUGCUUUUAGAAAAACAGAAAGAAAUAGACACCAUGAAAGGUGAAUUAAAAAAUAAGGAGUCACUUGAGAAGCAAGUAAGAGCCAGUCAAGAAAAGCUGCAGGUUGAAGGUAAAAAAGUAGCAAGUCUCCUUGAAGAAAUGGGGGAAAAAGAUCAACUCAUCAAAAACUUAACUUCCCAGGUAAAUCAGCAGAAGGAGUUGAUUUCUGGUCUCAGCCAGCAACUGAAAGAAAAAGACUCUUCUAUUUCCCAGGUCAUGGAAUCAUUGUCUAAUGAAAUGCUGAAUUUUUCUGAAGAGAAAAAGACAUUAAAUGCCAAACUGCAAGACCUUGAAGCUGUUCAUAAUAGUUCUGUGGCAGAGCUGAACAGAGUGUUGCAGGAACUUGAGGAUUGCAAGAAGGAACUGGAACACAGGCAGGUUAUGUUAAAUAGCAGAGAAGCUGAGCUUAAAGAUUUAAUGAAUGCAAAAGAGGAGAUGCAGUCUAAUCUUGAGAAAAUGGGCAAGGAGAAAGAGAAUAUGAAAAAGAAACUUCAAGCAGCCUUGAUAGUGAGAAGAGAUCUAAUGCAGAAAGUUGGAAAACUAGAAAAGAGUGGCCAGGAAGAAAUAGAAAAAGAGCAAAAAAGAGCAGAGGAGCUGCUGAAGAAAGUUAAUGAGUUAACAGAUAAGCUGAAACUAUCUGAAGAACAAAAUAAUGAUUUUGAGUCUCAUCUCGGAACUUUGAAGCAACAACUUUUAGAAAAAGAUGCAAAGAUCAAUGAUUUGACUGAAAUUUUAUCUUCCAAAGCUUCUUAUUUAGAGGAACUUCAGGAUAAUAUUACAGAGCUAAAUGAUGUCAUUGCUGAAAAACAGAAUAUUUGUGAGCAGAACCUAAAAUCUUUAGAGGAAAAGGACCACAUGCUUGCUCAUAUGCAAACUGUCCUUGAUGGAAAGACAAGUGCCUAUGAGGAGGAAUGUUCUCAGCUGCUCUUAGCUCUUGAAAAGGUGAAAUCUGAACUUCAGAAGAAGGAAGACUUGUUGAAAAAUUCCGGUUUAGAGGAACGUGGUUUAAGUGCUGGGGACAGAAAAGAGUGUCUGGACCCCAACAAUGACAUUGAUGCCAUGAAUCAGCUAAAAAAAGAAAAAGAAGCUUUACAGAAGGAGCUUUUGGUCUUGAAGGAAGAAGUGAAAAAAUUUCAGAAAGAAAGGGAAGAACACACUAAACUUGCAGCAGAUUUUGAUGAACAACAAACCCACCUUGAGCAGCUCGAACAAGAACAUAAAGCGCUCUGGGAAGUUCUCCAAACCAAAUGUAAAGAACUGGGCUUUAACCAGUUAGAAGAGUACCCUCUGGGGAAGGAGCUGGCUUCAACUAAGGAACUCCUGGGAGAAGAACAAGCUCACCUAAGGAAUUUGGAGUUGGACAAGCCAAGAAGUAACAUUCAGGUUACAUCCUUCAAAGAGUCAGAAAACACAGUCACUUCAAGUGAUUAUGCAAAGCUUCAGGAGGAAACAGAAAUUUUAAGGAAGGAGCUGAGACAAAUAUUAGUGGAAUUUGGUGAUGAAAGAGAAGAAACAGUCAACUCCAAGUCUCUGAGCCAGCAGGAGCAGUGGCAGGCACAAUGUGAGGGCAGCUUGUUGGAGGACAUAAAGCAGCUACAGAAGAAGUUGAAAGUGUAUAAGGCUGAAACUGUAGACCUUAAGGCUGUGCUGGAACAUGUGAAUAAAGAGAAAGAAGCACUCAUUAAAAAAAGUGAAGAGGAUUACAAGAUGAGCGAGGAGGAGCUGCAGAGGUCAAGAAUUGAAGCUAAGAAGGAACUUGCAGAAAAGAAUGAAGAAAUAGAAGCACUGAGGUGUUCACUCAAAGAUAAACUUGAUUUGGAGAAAGAAUUGUUAAACAAAGCUAUAAAGGAGGACCAAGAAGCCCAAUGGUACAAAACAGCCUUGGAAGAAAUGAAGAGUGAAAAAGAAGAACUUCUCAACUGUUUAGAAAAGUCCAACUUGGAACUAAUUAGCAUGAAAAAUGAGGUAGAACAUUUCAGCCAAGAAAAUAAAAACCUUUUGACAGAGUUACGUUUGCUGCGUGAGAAGGCUGAGAUGAGACCACCUGUGGUGUCUGGCAAAGAGCUGAAGGAAGAAAAUGAUACUGAAAAGGAAUUGGGAGAGUUUGGUUCUGAGAGUAAUUCCCAUCAGGGAAAGUUAGAAGGUGAAGGCACCAGUUUUCAACUACCAGAGACUGAUUACUCUGAGAAAACCAAACUGAGAGAAGCAACAGAAUGUCAAACCCAGAGACAAAUGCAAAUGGUGGAAGAGCCACUGGCAAAAGCUGCAGAUGAUUCUAAACUCCAGGAGCAAAGAAGUGUGACAGAUGAGAAGUGCAGAGAGCGCCUGCAGAGGAAAUUACAGGCAGCUUUGGUAUCACGGAAAGAAGCCCUGAGAGAAAACAAAUGCCUAAAGGAGCAGAUUGAUCAGCUGAUGUUGGAAAGAGAAGAACUGGUGAACAAGACAGGGAUGCUGGAACAUUUGUUGGAGGUUGGCAGAGAAAAGCAAAGUUCAAGCACUGUUGCUCCCUUGUAUGGAGAGGAGAGUCUUGUGUCUGAAAAUGCAAGACUGUUGACUGAAAAUGAAAACCUCACAGCAGCAUGUGAAAGCCUGAAAUCCACCAUGGAGUCGAUAGUUCAGGAAAAAGAGGCCUUUUCUUUCCAACUAAAUACCUUAAAAGAUUCUCAGACAGUUGAAUUAACAGGCUGGAAAGCUAAACAUAGUGAAUUAAAGCAGGAGUAUGAAUCGCUGCUUCAGGCAUAUGAGAAUAUCAGUAGUAAAGUAGCAGAUAUGAGGCAAGUUAUUGAUGUCAGUAGAAAAGAGAAGCAAGAGGCUGUUCAGAGGCUCAGGGAAGGAGAAUCUGAGAAGGAAGCUCUGGAGAAGCAUUUACAAAAUCUCAUUGAGGAAAAUGAGGUUAUUAAGAGCCAACUGAAACAACUUGGUGAAUCCAAGAAGAUGGAAGUUGAGGAAUUACAAAGUAAAGCAGAAAGGGAGAUACGUGAGCAGGAGGCAAAGAUGCAGGAACACCAGGAUCGUCUCCAUGAGCUCACUGAACAGAACCAUCAGCUAAUGGAGGAAAAUGAGCAGCUGAAACAAACUUCUGAAAAGUUGAAACAGGCUUUAGAGAAAAUUCAGAGUGAAAAUGAGAUCCUUGAGGAUAACAUCACUGUGACUAAAGCAGCUUUGGAAGAGCUCCAGGUUCAGAUGGAAGUGUACCAAAAUGAUACACAGUCUAAAAUCAGUGAUGCAUUAUGUGAGAAUGAAGCAUUGUUAAAGGACAUUAAUGUGUUGAAGGAUAAACUGUCUGAAAAAGAACAAGAUGUGCUGGUCCUAGAACAGGAAAGAAAAUUAAUUUCAGAAAAAGCACAAGAAACUGCAAAGUCUUUGGUCCAUAAAAAUCACUGUCUAACAAAGCUGGACAUGGAAUGUAAAAGUCUUACACAAGAAAUUGUUAGUCUAAAUGAAAAAGUUAAGAUUUUAGAGGAUGACAAAUGUCUGUUACAGGAAGAAUUAGAAAAUGUACAAGAAAGUUCUUACAAAGUAAAGAAUGAGAGAGAAUUUCUUGAGACAGAGCUGCUGAAUCAUGUUAAAAAGGUUGAUAAUCUUACUGAUAGAAUGAAAUCAGCACAGGCACAGAAUAAUUUGCUGCAACAGCAACUGGAAGAACUAAAGGCAGAAAAAUGUAAUGUGGUGAAAAAUGCUCAGAGAGAUAACAAUGGAAGUAAGAACAAAACAAAAGAAUUGCAAGAACUCUUAAAGGAGAAACAGCAGGAGAUCAAUCAUUUGCAAAAGGAUUCUAUAAAGUUCCAGGAGCUGAUCCUGGAUUUGGAAAGAUCUGUGAAACUGUCACAGUCAAAGAGUGAAAAAUUUGAGAAAGAUUUAAGUAACACAUCAGAAAAGCUGGUGAAAUCCAAUGAAGAAAUACACCAUCUCAAGGGAAAGCUUUCUUGCCAGAUGGACUUGUUGGAUCAGUCAAGGAAUGAAGUGGACAGGCUUACAGAUGAGAAUCUAAACUGGAGGAAAGAACUCAAGAAGAAGGAAGAAGAACUGCAACUUCAAAAGAGAGACUAUGAGAGACAAUUGGAAUUUCAUCUUCAACAACUAAAAUUGCUUCACAAAAGGGAAUUUUCCAACCUAGAGGAAAGACAUGGUGCCCUUGAGAGGGAAAAAGAUCGGGCAGUGAGUGAGAUUCACAGUUUGCAGGAGGAAGUUGGCAUUAAGGACUCUCAAAACAAGCAGCUCCAAGCAGAUUUGAAUGCAGCCCUGGCACGAUUAGCUGCGUUCACAAAGUGUAUGUCCUCUCUUCAGGAUGACAGGGACAGGGUCAUCACUGAAAUGAAAACCUGGGAAAUGCAGUUCAAGGAGGCCAUCCAAAGUAAGGAGAAACAGAUAGAAGACAGUAAUAAAAGAAUCCUGUCCUUACAAGAUGAAUUGAAAGCUAAAACUACUCAGAUUCAAGAACUGAACAUCAAAUACUCUGUGGUAGAGGAAACAAAGGAUGAGCUGUACUUGAGGCAAAAGUCUGUCGAUCUGCAGCGCUAUGAAGAGCUCUGCAGGAUAAAGGAAGAAAAUACCUUUUUCUUUAACAGACAGCAAGAGUUGGAGAGUGUUCUUCAGUCCAAAGAAGAAGCUUUGCAAGCACUCCUGAAAGAAAACAAUUCUCUUAAUCAUCUCAUAGAGACCAGCAAAAGUGCAGGAAGAGAGAUAAAAGCUCUGGAAAGUAAUUUUACGCGACAGGAGAAAGAAUUGCAACAGCUUCUAGCUGAGAAGGAAAAAAUGAAUGCUGAAUUGCAAAAGCAGGUUACCAUUUGUGAGCAAAUGAAGAUCAUGCUCAAUAAUAAAGACAAAGAAAUUUCCUUACUCAUUUCUUCCAAAGGAGAUGAAAUUUCAGACUAUCUGAUUCAGGUACAGACUCAACAUAGAAAUCAAAUCAAAGAGUAUGAACUUCAGGUAAGGUCUUUGCAGAUGGAGAGACAACAGGCUGAGGAGUCAUGUCAGAGGUUGGAAAAUGAGCUGAGAAAUCUCCAGGUGAAGGCAGACAAAGCAGCUCAAGACAAGGCUGUGACUGCCAGUGAAAUAGAUGCCUUUAAAAAAUCCAUGUCGUCUCUCCAGAACGAUCGGGAUGAGCUUCUGACCAGAUACAAAGAGCUGCAACAUCUUCACCAAGAUGUCUUGAAUCAGCGGGACAGUCUUCUAGUUGGCAGUGCAAGUGAGAAUAAUGCCUUGAAACAAGAAUUGAGGAUACUCCUCAAUAGGAUAGAUGAUCUGCAUUCUGAAAAUGCAAUGCUGAGUGCACAGCUGAUAAAGUACAGAGAAGAUCUCAACCAGGUUUUAUCUCUGAAAGACCAUCAGCUGAAAGACUUACUAAAGCAGAAAUUGGAUUGUAUUAAAAGCCUUGAACAUGAAAAAUACGAUCUUCAAAAAGAAAUCAAAGAACUGCAGCUUUCCAGUGAGCUGCAAAAGGAGAGUGCUGUGUCUGUGGAACAGGAAAAUAAAAAGUUGGUGUCUAAAGUAAGUGAUUUAGAAUCUCUAAUUGCAUCAUUAAACAAGGAGAAACUUGUUUCUGAAUCUGGAGAGAAACUGCUAACUAGUGAUAGUGUUCAGAAAAAAGAAUCCAAUGGACAAUAUGGAGAAAAUCUUCAGAAGAAGGUUCAAGAGCUCCAGAAAUCCAGAGGCAGAAAUGCAGAUGAGGAAUACAGUAGGACUCUUUUGGCAUUUGAAGAUGGAGAUAAACCUGAUCCUUUUGCAGAGAAAAUACUGCUAGAAGUUCAGUCUCAAAACAGUGAGCUGAGGUCCCAAAAUGAGGCCUUUGGGAAAGCAAUGACUGCUCUGCAGAAUGACAGGGAUCGGCUCAUAGAUGACUUCCAGGCACUUCAGAGUAAAUACAUGUCUGAGCUAAAGACUGAAAGAAAGAAAGGAGACAAACUUGCAGCUGAAUUGGAGGAAUUUAAGUCACAACUCAUCAGUAUCCUCAAAGAACAUUCCCUUCUGCAUCAGGCUGCCUUUGAUGCUGCAGAUAAGGUUACACUGGCUCAGAUUGCUGAUGGAGUUGAAAGUCUCUGUAGGAUGUUAGUCAGUCGGGAAAUGGAGCUGAGCAGGAUCUCAGCUGAGUCUGGGAAUUACGUCCACCAGAUUGAAGCAUUUUCCAAGGCUAUGGCCAGUCUGCAGGAUGACCGAGACAAAUUGCUGCAGGAGCUCAGCCAUCAGAAGGUAACUUCUGAACCCAAACAGGGCACAGCCUCAUCUCCCAUUGACUGCCACAGCAGCAAUGAGAGAAAUUACUUUCAAAGUAAUUUGCAUGUUCCUCGGGGCUAUAGGGAAACUUUGGCUAAAGAAGGAGCCAGCCUUGCAGCUGUUGAGAUAUCAAAGCUGAAGACCAAGGUGGAUGAUUUGGAGAAGGCAUUGCAUCAGACAAAAGCCUUCCAAGCAGAAACUGAGAGAGAGAUUGCAUCAUACCAGAAUGAGCUGGCUGGAUUAAGAAUGGAAAAAAACCUCCUCCUCUCCGAGUCUCAGGCACUGCGAAAUCAAUGUCAGCUCACAGUGGCUGAGAAGGACAGACAGAUUGCAGAGCUGCAGAAGCUGCAACAAGACAUCAUUGUGAAGAAAUCAGUCUCUGCUGGCAGCAAUUACUCAGUCAAGGUAAAGAAAUGGAUGGAACAGGAAUGUCAAAUGGAAUGUUUCAGUUUAUUGUAUUCUCUCUUGAAAGAGAACUAUACAGCCUUAGAAACUGCCUCCCUUGCUGGAAGUGGAGAUGUACCAGAGGACAUGAAACGUGUCUUGGCUGAGAAGAACCAGCUGCAGAGUGAGCUGCAGCACUGCCUUCAGGAGAUGCACCAGAAGGAUCUGCAUUUCCAGCAGGUUAAUGCCAAGGUUGUGCAGUCAGCAGAGGAGAAUGCUAUCUUGUCUGCCCAGCUGAAGACUCUUUCACAGACCCUGAGGGACAACCAACUUCAUUACACUGAUCUGCAAAAUCGCUAUCUGAGGCUGGAGAGGGAAUAUCAGUCAAUGCAAGUCACAUCUUUCCAGGGCUCUGUUCAGGAUGAAACUAGAGCAGAAGUUCCCCCUGGAGCGCCACAGGAAAGAUCUGGGAUUAUUGUGGAGAUAGAAAAUAUGGAACUAAAUGAGCUCAGAAAAAGGCUUGCAGAGACUGAGCAGCAAUAUGAGUCAGUGCAGCAAGCUCUCUCACAGCUGACAGAAACACUGGCAGAGGAGAAGAGGAGGAGAGAAGCUGCAGAAGAAGCUCUUGGGCUCUCUGAGGAGAGAAGUAACAGGUUUGAAGUAAGCAGUUACAGGUCUGUACCCAGCGAAUACACUGUCCAGAUGGACACUGAGGAGGAAAGGGAAGCCUUAAUCAUCAAUCCUAGUGAACAUGUUGUUGUGAGAAAG